CCAUUAUCUGCUGUCAACAUGGCGUGUUUCCUUUCUUCUGAAAUCUGAUGUGUCGAUGUCGGGCUGUCGGCCAUUCCGUUUGAUUUCGCGGCACAGUUUUAUUACAUUAAAUAAUAAUCAAUCCUAAUUAGUACACGAUACUGUAAUCUUCAGAUUAGUCAAAAUGAGUGACCCUUACGCGUCUGGAGAUUACACCGGCGGUGGAGGAUAUCCUAGCCAAUAUUCUAUGCCCCCGCCUUCAUUAAGUGCUAGUGAUAGCAGUUACAGCUCUACACAACAACAAGGAGGUUAUAAUCAGAGUGGCUAUACAGGGCAAAGUACCGGAGCUACUUGGAACCCACCAAGUUCGGGAAAUGCUGGUGGAGGAAGCUAUGGCGGAUCUCAACAAGACAGCAGUUAUGGACAAAGUUAUGGCUCUAACUAUGGCAGUACGGGAAGUUAUGAUCGUAACAAUGGAAGCAAUUAUAAUGCGAGCAGCAAUGAUCGUGGGAGUAGCAAUUAUGGAAGCAGUGACCGCGGAAGCAGCUAUGGCAAUAAUGACAGAGGUGGUGGAGGCGGCGGCGGUGGCGGUGGUGGCUAUGGAAGUGAUCGUAGCGGAGGUUCCAGUUUUGGUGGAGACCGUGGCGGUGGCGGCGGCUACGGUGGAUCAGGAGGGGGUCGCGACGGAGGAUAUAGAGGAGGUGACCGAUCAGGUGGCUACAAUAGAGAUGGGGGGAAUAGAGAUGGAGGAUAUGGUGGCGGCGGCAGGGGGGGUGGUUUUAAUAAAGGCGGCGGUGGAUUCGGUGGCGGGGACCGGGAUGGAGGUGACAUGGUCACCCAGGAAGAUACAGUUUUUGUGCAAGGCAUGAACCCAUCGACCACUGAAGAUGAAUUAUGCCAACAUUUCGGUGCCAUAGGCAUUAUUAAGAUUGAUAAAAAAACACAAAGACCUAAAGUGUGGAUGUACAAAGAUAAAGCUACCGGCCAACCGAAAGGAGAAGCGACCGUCACAUACGAAGACUCGAACGCCGCUUCGUCCGCUAUACAGUGGUUCGACGGCAAAGAUUUCAACGGAGCUACAAUAAAAGUCUCGCUCGCCCAGAGACAGAACACAUGGGCAGGUGGUAAAGGUGGCGGCGGCGGCGGUGGCGGUUUCCGUGGCGGUCGCGGGGGCGGUGGUCGCGGCGGCGGUGGCGGAGGCGGUGGCGGUGGUGGCGGCGGCGGCGGUGGAGGCGGCAACGGACCGACAUUCAACCGCGCCGGGGAUUGGAUUUGCAGCAAUCCUACGUGUGGAAAUACUAACUUCUCGUGGCGAAAAGCCUGUAAUAGAUGUAAUGAAGAAAAGCCAGGUGGCGGUGGAGAUGACGGUGGUCCACCUCAUGGAGGUCGCGGCGGUGGCGGCGGCAGGGGUGGUGGCCGCGGAGGUGGUCGUGGUGGCGGCCGUGGAGGCAGUGGUGGCGGUGACCGCGGCGGCGGCGGCUGGGGCGGCGGCGGGCGCCAAGAUCGGGGCGGAGACCGCGGCGGCGACCGGCGGGGCUCGGGCGGCGGCGGCGGUGACCGCAGCGGUGGCGCCAUGAGAGGAGAUGGAGGGGGCAGGGACAGACAGAGACCUUACUAAGCAUUUACAUUAAUGUAAAAUUAAGUCCUAGUUUAGUCAAUAGUUCUGACUGGAAUGUAUUGUUUUGUUUAUUUUACAAUACACAGUGAAUAUUUCUCUUGCAAUGUAUUUUCAAUGCGUAUUUUCAAUGCGCAUGUACGACGAUUUAAAUGUGGAGGCUCGCGUAAUAGUCAUUUGCCUACAAACUCAGUCUACUGUGUAUAUUAAAAUAUACCCAUUCAAUACAGCUCAUAAGUAAUUGCGCGAUCGUAUAAUAUAAUUAUUUGUUUUCUGGUGGCUAACUACCUGCAAGCUCUCCCGUCACUCUAGUGAAUAGUGAUGUAUUUCCAGUCAUACAAUAUUAUGUACCUAUUAUGACUGGUACGAAAGGCAUUUGGAUAUUGCAAGUGUGAAUUAAACAAUAGAUUGUAUCAUUUCAUGUAAAAUAAACCAAUAAUUUGUAAAAUUAAUUUAUAAUCAGAAUUAAUUUCAUAAGUGUCACUUCAUAAGUACAGAAGUCUAUAUACUGUUUGUCGAAAGUAGAAUUUAUCUUUUUGAAAUAUUAUGAUGUAAGUAGGUAUGUAUAGCUGUAAGGCGUCUCCGAAACGUUUUGUGUUGACGAAAUAAAUUGGUAUGACUAAAA
Messenger RNA from Bicyclus anynana (squinting bush brown), 2219 nucleotides. RefSeq names its product RNA-binding protein cabeza. The coding region runs from base 164 to 1597 and encodes 477 amino acids. Lineage: Eukaryota; Metazoa; Arthropoda; Insecta; Lepidoptera; Nymphalidae. Gene Ontology annotation, molecular function: RNA binding; transcription coregulator activity. The record is from RefSeq and is a predicted model, not a curated record. Gene Ontology annotation, biological process: regulation of DNA-templated transcription. The transcript is spliced from 7 exons. Gene Ontology annotation, cellular component: nucleus.